Molecule: messenger RNA, 2805 nt
Organism: Metopolophium dirhodum (rose-grain aphid)
Lineage: Eukaryota; Metazoa; Arthropoda; Insecta; Hemiptera; Aphididae
Exons: 3
Coding region: 1-2805 (934 amino acids)
Source: RefSeq, a predicted model, not a curated record
AUGGCGCAGUCGAAUGGAUCAAUAGUACCAGCCCCAGCUCCGCUAGACAUCAAUGACUCUGGUACAGUAAUCAAUAGUAUUAAAUUAUUUAAAAGCAAGUUUGAUCUGUACUUGAGAGCUAAUGAGCUGGAUGCCAAACCGGAUGGCUUUAAGGUUGCGGUACUGUUAAGUGUCAUAGGUGAUGACGCGUAUGAGUUGUUAGAAACAUUGAAUGCGACGAGCUCAGCAGCGACUGUUGAGACUAUAUUUAAAACGCUCCAGGAGUACUAUGAACCCAAAUAUAAUGUAAUAAUUGAGCAGUUUAAUUUCUUCCGAAGGAAGCAGGAAGAAUUCGAAACAUUUGAUAAGUUCUUGAGGGACAUUAAAACAAUUGCUAAACGUUGCAAUUUUGGUGAUCUGGAGAAUACCAUGGUAAAAGUACGAAUUGUUCUGGGAGUGAAAAACAGAGCACUGCAGGAAAGGUUACUGAGGGCACCUGACUUGACCUUAAGUCAAACUGUUGAACAUUGCAAGUCAGCAGAAUUGGCAAAACAGCAGCAAGAAGUACUCCACAAAAGUGAUGAAGUGGAUGUUCAUAAUAUGACCAACACUGGUAACACUAAGACUAAAUCAGUGAAGAAUAAUAGUAAGUGGCAAGAUUUUUCAAAAAAAGAUAGAAGUAGUAGCAGUUCUGUUGAUGUUGAGUAUGAUUGUAAGAAGUGCGGAAGGCGUCAUGGAUACAAAAAGUGUUUUGCUUUUGGGAAGUCGUGUAUCAAAUGUGGAAAAUUGAAUCAUUUUGCAGUGGGCUGCCGUGACGUCACACAACUUCAUAAGGAAGUUAAUAAUAUUGGUAAGAAUGAAAAUAUUAAAGUUGUAAGCGAUAAUGAACCUGGCUAUAAAUUGUUUGACAUAAUGUCUGUUGAAAUAUGGAAUAUUAAUGCCCAAUCAAAAAAAAAUGGGUGGUCUAAAAUUGUUAAAGUUAAUGAUAAUUGCAAAAUAAACUUUAAACUGGAUACAGGAUCUGAUAUUGAUAUUAUACCUAUAAAAGAUGUAGGAUCAGUUGAAUUAGUAUGUGAAGCAAAUAAAGAAAAAAUUUGUACCAGAUUCAUUAUUGUAGAUGAUAGUAAAACAAGAUGUGUACCUAUCUUAGGAUUAAAAACUUGUAUUAAAUUAAGAUUGAUAAAUAGGUCUAAAGUGGAAAGCAUUGAAUCAAAUGUUUGUUUAAACUCACUUAUAAAAGAUUAUAAAGAAGUAUUUGAUGGCGGACUAGGAUGUUUUCCGGGAGAAUACAAAAUUAAAAUUAAAGAAAAUAGUGAACCAAGGUUAAAUCCUCCGAGGCGAGUUCCAGAGUCCAUUAAAGAAGAGCUAAAAAAUACAUUAUCUGAAAUGUGUGAAUUGGAUGUGAUAGUUAAAGUUGAGAGACCAAUGAGCUGGUCGAGUAACCUUGUUAUAGUGGAAAAGCGGGAUAAGUCUCUGCGUGUUUGUUUAGAUCCUGUUGAGCUAAAUAAGGUAAUUAUUAGGGAUCAAUUUUUAAUUCCAACUCUUGAGGAGUUAAGACUAAAUCUGAACAAUAAAAAUUGGUUUACUUUAUUUGAUCUAAAGAAUGGCUUUUGGCAAAUAAAAUUGGAUGAGCAAUCAAGUAAUCUGUGUACUUUUAGUACCCCUUUUGGGUUCUACAGAUUUACCAGAUUGCCUUUUGGACUCUCGUGUGCACCAGAAGAUAUUCAAAAAAGAAGCAUAGAGUGUUUUGGGGAUAUUAAUAAUGUGUAUAUAUAUUUUGAUGAUUUACUUAUAGCUACUGAGGAUGAAAAAACUCAUGAUGAGGUAGUAAUACAGGUCUUAGAGAGGGCAAAAAAGUUCAAUAUAAAAUUUAAUUGUGCAAAAGUAAAAUAUAAACAGCAUGAGAUCAAGUAUGUGGGUAUGACAUUUAGCAAUGAGGGAAUGAAACCAGAUGAGGACAGAGUUAAGGCGUUAUUAGGUUUAAAGCCACCUAAAUGCAAAUUAGAGUUGCAGAGGUUACUAGGAGCAUUUAAUUACCUGAGACAAUUUAUACCAAACAUGUCUACGUUAAUCACUAUAUUGAGGGACUUACUAAAAAAAAUGUGUGUUGGGUAUGGAUGUGAUAGCUCACAAACAGGUCUAGGGUCUUGUUUGUUGCAAGAGGGUAGACCAGUUGCAUUCUCUUCGAGGAGUCUGAAUGAAGCGGAACAAAAGUACCCACAAAUUGAGAAAGAGAUGCUAAGUAUUGUGUAUGCAUGCAGAAAAUUUCAUAAUUAUGUGUAUGGACAUGUGACACAGGUAAUGACAGAUCAUUCACCAUUGGUGUCAAUAUUUGGAAAAAAUUUUGAUAAAGUAAUUUCAGUAAGGUUACAGAAAAUGAAAAUGAAACUCAUUAUUUAUGAUUUACAUGUAGAAUAUUUGCCGGGAAAGCUUAUGUUCAUUGCAGACUUGCUUUCUAGAAAUUAUCUUGAUGAAGAGGAAAAUGAACAAGAGAUAGAGGGAGUAAUCCAUGCAAUUGAGUACAAAAAUAUUAAUGUGACUGAAAUAGCAAAAGAAACUGAGAAUGACGAGAUAUUGAAAAGUGUGGUUAAAAUGUUUACAGAGGGGUGGCCUAAGGACAAAAAACAAGUGCCCGAGUGCAUAAGACAUUAUUGGAGGUUAAAAGAGAAUAUUUCUAUGGACCAAGGAAUAUUAUAUUAUGAUAGCAGAAUAGUGAUACCAAGUAAAUUAAAAUUAGCUGUAUUGAAAUUGAUACAUGAAGGGCAUAAUGGUACUCAAGACGUUGUUGAGAGCAAAACAGUUGGUUUAUUGGAUUUCUAUGGAUAA